Molecule: messenger RNA, 1221 nt
Organism: Lichtheimia ornata
Lineage: Eukaryota; Fungi; Mucoromycota; Mucoromycetes; Mucorales; Lichtheimiaceae
Exons: 3
Coding region: 1-1221 (406 amino acids)
Molecular function (GO): protein binding
Source: RefSeq, a predicted model, not a curated record
AUGACAAACGAAGCUGAAACCGCCACUGUCACCCACGUCCCUUCCAAGGUAGUACCUGAGAAACCAGCAGCAACGGGUGAACAACAACAGGAAGAAGAGUACAAGGAUCGGUUCUUGGACGGCAACCAACGCAUCAUUGCGUACGAUCUCCUGGAGGCGCGUGGCAAGUCAUCAGAGACCACUGAUCCAGAUGUCAAACGCUAUCGACAAGCCAAGGAGAAAUUCCGCAAGGGUUACGACUUGUGCAUGACCAUUCCACGCUCAUUGGAAGACGACGUGCUCAACCAGCACGAAGAGGAUAUCAAGACUGCUUCUGAAACGCUCGUUGAGGCGUGGCUACUUGAUGACAAGGCCGCACCCAUGUCUGAACGCGUGCUUAUUUUGGGCCAGCAAUAUGAGAAGGUGUUACUCAAGGAUGUCCCAGAGGAACAACGCGAAGGUUUCUUUGUCAAAAACAGCUUAUUGUUUUCUGCAUGGAUCCUUUUGGUGGGAAGGCAAUAUCAACACUGCUUGACAACUCUUACUCUUGCCAUCAAUUCAUAUGAUGACCUUCCAGGACGUGUAUACUUUUUACGUGCAUCUUGCUAUUUUUCAUUGGGAAAGCUAAGACUUGGAUUGAAGGACUUGGAACGCUGUUUACAGAAGGAUUCCAAAUACACGGUCGCUUACAGCGUGCAAGGAUCGAUCUACAUGAAUCUCAAGGAGCGUGACAAUGCUAUCAAGGCCUUCAGGUUAUAUUUGGAACGAGGUCAUCCUGAUACGGCAGACUUUAUCAAUUCGUUAUAUUCGCUUUCCAUCCUUUUGCAUGAGAAGAACAAAAAGGCAGAGGCUCGCAAGUAUUACAACAAGGCAAAGGAUGCAGAGGAACGUUUCAAGAAGCUUUAUGGCACCAAGACGGGUAUGAGUGACAACAAACGACGCGCGAUCCAGUUGCAUGAGUCACCCGAAGAUGCGCGCAAUAUGAUUUUCCAAUCCAUGCCUUCCAAACAGUACAAUAACAAGAUCGAGCAGUUGAUCCAAGCUGGUAUUCUCAACUCUCCAUACCCACCUAGCGCGGACAAUUGCUCCAAUUGCGGUGCCAAACACUUGAAGGAUCAACCUGGUAAACCCCUUCUCUGCUGUGGCGGCUGCAAGAGCAUUUGGUAUUGCUGUCGUGAUUGUCAAGUUAAGGAUUACAAGGCUGGCCAUAAGGUUGCAUGCAAGAAGGCUGCCAAGCAAUAA